Molecule: messenger RNA, 1571 nt
Organism: Dioscorea cayenensis subsp. rotundata (Guinea yam)
Lineage: Eukaryota; Viridiplantae; Streptophyta; Magnoliopsida; Dioscoreales; Dioscoreaceae
Product: eukaryotic translation initiation factor 4B3
Exons: 2
Coding region: 60-1184 (374 amino acids)
Molecular function (GO): mRNA binding; translation initiation factor activity
Source: RefSeq, a predicted model, not a curated record
ACUCGCGAUAGGCAUCGAAGAAGAGAUCGAGAUCGAAACACAGGAAGGAAGCGGCGGCGAUGGCGGCGGUUUCGGCAUGGGCGAAACCCGGCGCUUGGGCGGCGGCAGUCGAGGAGGAGGAGAAGGAGAAAGGCUAUGACUCCGCGGACUCCUCCAAGAACACCUCGGAGUUCCCUUCACUGGCUGCCGCCCUCGCCACCAAGACAUCCAAGAAGAAGAAGGCCCAGCCUGUUUCUCUCGCGGAGUUCACCACCGGUCAGGCCGUUUCUUAUGGCUCCGGCAACAGAUCUGUGUCUAGAGGACUCUCCUCCGAUGAGUUGCUUCAGCUCCCCACUGGUCCACGGGAGCGCACCGCUGAGGAACUUGAACGGACUUCUUCUCGUGGUUUUGGGUAUUCGUCGUAUGGGAAUCGUGGUGGCUCUCGAGAUGAGGCGAACCCUCGUUGGGGAUCGGGAUCGGGGUCGUCUAGGGUUUCGGAUGAACCUAGGAAGAACGGUUUUGGUGGUGGUGGUGGUGGAGGUGGAUCUAAUCGUGAUUUGGGGCCAUCUAGGGCUGAUGAAGUUGAUGACUGGGGUGCAGGGAAGAGAUCGAUUGCAGCGCCGGAGAGGAGGAGGGAAUCGGGGUUUUUUGAUUCGCAGUCGAGGGCGGAUGAAUCGGAAAGCUGGGUAUCAAAUAAGACUGCUCCCCAGCUUUCGAAUUCCCGGAGGAUCAACGGGAGUGGGUUUGAUGGCCCUCGAGAAAGGAGGGCAGGUUUUGAUGCAUACGGCAAGGGGGAAACAAACGAUAGAGCUGAUUCGGAUACCUGGGGUAAGAAGAAGGAGGAGACGAGCAGCGGUGGGAGACCUAGGAUUGUUCUGCAGCCUCGAACUUUGCCUUUGGUUAAUGAGAGUAGUGGAGACCCUCCAGUGAAGGGUAAGGGAGAGAAUCCGUUUGGAGCUGCCCGGCCUAGGGAGGAAGUACUCGCCGAAAAAGGACAGGACUGGAAGAAGAUUGAUGAGAAGCUCGAGCUGACAAAGAUCCGUGAAGCACCACAAGAAGGAAAGACCUUUGGUAGAAAAGGUUCUAGGAAUGGUAAUGGUGCUCUGGAGGAUCGUGCUGAGCGGAGCUGGAGAAAGACUGAAAAUGAAACCAUGACUGCCCCUGCAAGGGCCGAGGAAGCAGAGGAACAAUUACCUGAAAACUGAUCCGUUGCCAGGAAGAGCUUCAGAACUAUUAGUUAUUUAGGUGCAUCUGCACCUUGUUAGAAUUGUCUCUGUGCUUGUGUUACUUAUUCUUUUCAACCGCAGUUUGUAUUUUGUUGCUCUUGUUGUUCCCAGAGUCAGUUUUGGUAGGGCUGAGUAGUAGUAAUAGUAAUCAAUUGCAUAGGAUGUCGAUUGUGUAUGGCAAAUCAAUUUCUAUUCCACAGUAAGACAUUUCUCUGAGGGACUCUAGUGGAGUUUACAGGCUAGUGUUGUUUAUUGAUAUAGUUUAUGUAAAAGAGUUUCUGAGCUUAUGUUGUGUUUGAAUUCUAAUACUGCAGUAUCAGUUAAUGUACACUAUUUGACUGUGACAAUUUGCUUGCAUUUUUAUUA